Molecule: messenger RNA, 1930 nt
Organism: Acaulospora morrowiae
Lineage: Eukaryota; Fungi; Glomeromycota; Glomeromycetes; Diversisporales; Acaulosporaceae
Source: the annotation of a GenBank genome assembly
CUUUAAUGGACACCAAUGUAAAGAAAAAUUUUCGAAUCUUGUUCGGGAUUACAAUUCGAUGUGCGAUUAUAUGGCAGGUAAUCGAAGAGCACGAAGAAGCCGAACGGGUGCACAAUAUUUCAAUGAAUUCCGUACACAUUUUUGGGAGAGGCCUGAAGACGAUUUUGAUAGAAUCCGUAUCAUUAAUAGCUCUAAUCGUAGACAACGUAGAAUUGGGAGGAAUAAUUCACCCGCACCAUCUACUGGGGAAGUUGAACAGGAAUUGGGUCGAACAUCGCCAGGUAAUCGAAGAGGCCGAAGAACUUCCGUUGAUAGUCGAAGAAGUCGUAGGCGGUCAGCAUCUCCACCUCCACCCCACGAUGCAAUAAACACUAAUACAAACAGUUCUGGUGUGGAAAAUCCUGAGCAAAAUAUUGAUCACGCUGGCUCCGUCGAAACGUCAUCUCUUCAGCCGCCACCACCUUACUCACAGAGCGAGGAUGUUGUCACAUCUGGGGCCACAGAUGAAACACAAAAUAAUAAUAUUUUUUCAGAAGUGGAUCAGAGUAAUGUUGUUUCUAACCAUGAAGAUGUCUCUGGUAAUAUACCCUCAUCUCAAAAUAACAGUGAUGUUAAGCGCCAUAUAAAUGCCACCUCCGUUGUUCACCAAGGUUUAGAAGAAAAUCCCUGGAUUCCGCAAAAUGAGUUGAGAACGAUUGUAGACCGAGUCGUUGGUUAUAUUUGUAAUUUGUGUCCGGAUGGGUCUUUGCGUCAACGAAAGCUUUUUAGAAUUCAUUCACAGCUCAAUUAUCCUAUUAACCCGCUCCCGAUAAACACUUACUCAACAAUGGAGGGAUAUCUAAGCUAUAGACUGUUAUGCAGUAAUUUUGAAGAUGCUUUUGAGGGGGUCUCCACAUUGUACGAUCUUGGGGUUGUUAAAACAAAUAAAGAAAAGCCUCUUAGCUCGGACCAAAUCGGAAACAAUAUGAUUGAGCUUCAAAGAAAACUCAAAAGAGAUACGACCCCCCUAUAUCAACAUUUAUAUUCUGGUGUAAGAGCAAUGUCAAUUGAGGCGUUGUCUUGGAAAGAUCCUACGGCCAGUCAAGUCAUCAGCGACGAAUCGAAGCCCGUAAAGGAAUUACCGGGAAAUUUAAGAAAAGGGUUUAUGAAACUUGUUCGUAAAAUGACGCCCACACCCAUGCCAAUGGUUCAAGAAAUAUGUAGAGAAUUUGUACUAGAUUUUAAGAGGCGUGAAAUCGAAACAAAAUCAGCCAAAUUAAUACACGAUGGGGCUUGGAAAGAAUCGAAAGAAGAUAUCAAAUGCGUGGUCAAAGAAAUUCUUAAUGUUUUGAAAGAUAUUUGGAAUAACUCAGCAUUCGAUCCCGAACUCGCAAAGACAUUAAAUGAGGGGACAUACCAAUCAACUGUCAUUGUACCUGUUAUUCGAGCUUCAUUGAAAAAUCUCCCUGUCGGAGACACUUUUUUUAUUAGUACGUCGGAAAAGCAAAGUAUUGCAAGUGCUAACAGAAAGGGAGAAGGUUACAUGGGAAGACGUCCAGAUAUUAUGCUUGUAGUGAAAUACCUGGAGACGGUUUUUGAACUCAUGUACGUAGAAUGCUCUCGUUUAAUUUCUAGUCCACAAAAAAAGACCGACGAUGAGAUUAAGUUAUGGCGAGAAACUAAUGACGGACUAUAUUGGAUACGCCAAAGUCUUAAACCGGAUAAGGACCAGUUUGGCAUUGUAGGUAUGCAAGUAGCAGGUAAUGUAUUGCACUUGAAUCUUCUAGUACGAGAUAUGGUUAAUGUUCACCGAUAUUACCAUUUACAAUCUGCUGAGAUUCCUAUACAAUUUUCGGAUGAAGCCGUUGUAUUAACUAUCAACAUUUUAUUCUUAGAUUUGAGACGCGCCCGACGUGGAUUGAAGGCCGAGGAUCCAAUACCCGACGAAUGA